Molecule: messenger RNA, 4564 nt
Organism: Gymnogyps californianus (California condor)
Lineage: Eukaryota; Metazoa; Chordata; Aves; Accipitriformes; Cathartidae
Gene: CGGBP1
Product: CGG triplet repeat binding protein 1
Exons: 2
Coding region: 82-585 (167 amino acids)
Biological process (GO): regulation of transcription by RNA polymerase II
Cellular component (GO): nucleus
Molecular function (GO): double-stranded DNA binding
Source: RefSeq, a predicted model, not a curated record
GGCGGCGCGGCGCCCGCCGGCGGGGCGUGGGGAGGCCGCGCGGCCGGAGCGGCUUUCAGGUAAAGUUUAUUGAAGGCAACGAUGGAACGAUUUGGAGUGAAGUCCGCUCCAUCACGUAACCGCUCGAAGACUGCUUUGUAUGUAACUCCUCAGGAUCGUGUAACUGAGUUUGGCAGUGAGCUGCACGAAGACGGAGGAAAACUCUUCUGUACUUCCUGCAACGUGGUUCUGAAUCACGUUCGCAAGUCUGCGAUCAAUGACCACCUCAAGUCUAAAACACACACAAAGCGAAAGGCAGAGUUUGAAGAACAAAACGUCAGGAAGAAGCAAAGGACUCUGACUGCCUCCCUUCAGUGCAACAGUACUGCCCAGACAGAGAAAACCAGCGUCAUCCAGGACUUUGUGAAAAUGUGCCUGGAAGCUAAUAUUCCACUUGAGAAGGCUGAUCAUCCAUCUGUGCGAGCCUUCCUGUCCCGCUACGUCAAGAAUGGCAGUUCGAUACCUAAGUCAGACCAGCUAAGGAAAGCAUACCUGCCUGAUGGGUAUGACAAUGAGAACCAACUCAUCAAUACUGAAGACCGUUGAGAAGAAAACUGUUUUCAUCAUCGUUGUGAAGUUUUACAUAUUGAUGGUGUGGUUUAUUUUUAUAUUCAUGCAUAUAUACAGUGUUACAUAUUGGUUUUACAAGCUAUUUUGUAUUAUUGUAGAAAUGACAAUCUAUUUGUGAACUUAGUGGUAUGCCACAGACUGUUGCUAACCCUGCUGUAGACUUCAGAGCUACAUUGAUUGAUGUAGAACUCACGAUGAACGUAGGGAACAUACCUGGCAUACACUUUAUCUAUGUCCAGCUGUAACUGAUGCUAAGAAAAAGGCACUUGGAUGGAGGACCUCACUUACCUAAACUGUGCAUCUAAAUACACAAGGAAGAUGAUGCGAUAGGGAUUGUUAAUCAUGUCAGUGGAUUGCUUUGUCCAGUAUCCUGUCCACAAGUGACCAAGAAGAAGUGCUACACGUUUGAAAUGCAAGAAGCUGUAGAAUGGUUAGUUAAAAUAUAACUGCUCUGUUGGGGAAGGAUUAUUGCAAAUUCCUAUUCAAGUUCAGUUUACGUUCUAAAACGGGAAACAUUUUUCUUCUAGAAUACUCUCUUACCCUAUUUGGUGCAACUGUGGAUGUAUUCAUUAUCUAGCUUAAAUAGCCUGUCUCUUGUAUUGACCUGUGAACUCCACUAUUCUCGUAAAGCUAGGAGUUCUGCAGGUUUACCAUGCCCGCUUUUUUGAAAUCACUGUUUCAUUGUCUCGGUUUAACAUGUCCCCUUCAGUUUCUGUGCCAAUCUUUGCAAGUUGAGUAGACAAACCAGUAACUGAGUGUGGUUUGCAGUGCAGCUGCUGGCAAGUGAAACUUAUACUGGACCAAGAUCUUAGUAGAGGAGAUUAAUGCCUUUUUCUUACUAGCAGGACAAAGGAUUCUAAAUCUAAAUUGGGGGUGGGGGAGGCCCUAAAUUGUGGAGUUGAGAAAGCUUUUUUUACAUUGCACAGGAGAAGAGGCUCCUCCGUCUUUCCCUGAAGGUCCUCUACAUCUCUGGCCUUGUCCUCAGCCUUUUAGUCAAAGGAGGUAAAGUGAUUAAAAUAGUUUUCAAAAUAGUUACUGCAAAGGAUAUUCAAUACCUGUAAGCGCAAACAGGAAAGCAUGUAUACUUUGAAGCUAUACUGGAAUUACAGACCUGGGCUGUAUUUCUUACUCUGUGCCAAGGCCACAUCUAUUGGACUGACAAAAAGUAAAAUGGGAAAUUAAAGAAUUUCAAUAAUGUUACGCUCUCCCAAAUCUAGUAAACUGUUACUGAGCUAUUCCAAAUUAUUAUGCCAAAUCGUCCACUUGAUAUAAGUGCUCUAUAAAGUUUUUGAAUGGAAUGAGGGAGCAUUGUGCAAAGUGUUGGAAUACGACCAGCUCCUGCCUGCUCUAGAUUUCCUUGAGAUGCUCUGGGUUCAGGGAGGUGCCAGGCAUCUUCUAGUAGCACAGAAAUCCUCCACUCAGUGGAUGCAAUGGUGUAAGCAUGCUUUAACUCCCUCAGGUGGAGCCAGUUGUUCUGUUCAGCUUCCUUUCACCAGUAGAGUUUCACAGUAUCUGUUUCUCAGUAUUUCUUUUAUUCCAGAUAUUUACAGCAAUACUAAGUAAUUGCUAGCUAAAAAGAGACAAAAUAACCUGUUUAUUUUGUUUCUGUAGCUAUUUCCCUAGCUAUUUCUAGAGCAGUCUCUUUUGCUGGAUUGAGAGAGACUUACCUACUUAGUAACAACUGGUUUUUGUGCAAUUAGCUUCUACUGAAAUGCACUUGUGUUACAUUAUAACCAUGUCUUGUAGCCUUCUGCUAUGAAGCCUGUUUGAAUAACGGACAAAACUGAAAAGCAGAAGGCUGCCUAUCCACGUGUACCAGUACACGGGUACUCAGUACACUGCUGCACCUUUGGUCCCUCUUGAAGCUAGUGGGACUCCAUGCAGUCAUAGCAAUCCUGUCAACGAUAUUGGUUGCUGGUUUAGAACUUCAGACAGAAAUAACAGUAGUAAUUUUUUUUUCUCUAAUCCUAGAUAUCAAAAUAUGCCUUCCAAAAUAUCGUUUGCUAUUGCACAAGCUUGGGUUUAACUUAAGAUCAUGAACUGCCUUGGGCUAGAACUGUUUUAUAAAUCUUCUUAAGCCAAGUGGAAGGUACACUGCCAAUAGCCUUUUCUGUCCUGAGAAUAAUUGAAAGCGUUCUUUUACAGCUGCUGUUCCAUUACAGGGAAACAACAUCCUUGCUUUAAUUUUUUAAUUUUUUUAACCUCAUGACUGCUAUCUUAGAAUUAAAGCAAAUAGAAAACAACGGAGUAUUGGGAAAACAGGCUUCCAUUAAACAAAAGCAUCUAGAGAAGAUGGUAUGAUUAAAAGGUAUGAAUUUGGGCUAGUUAGCUCAGUUCUUGCUAACAUAGGAUUUUGCAGGCUGCACCCCGUAACCAUUUUAUAUAGGAUUCAAUGCUGUAUAUUUUUCCCUUGACUGGCAAACUGACAGACAUUUUGAAAAGCUUAAUGGUAACAUUAAAUAGGCUCUUGCACAGCUGAAAAAAAAUCAAGUUACUUUCACUUAUACGGUUUUACAUAAAAGUUAGCAACAUCAACAGCUUUUGUUAAAAAAAGAAAACCAGUCAUUUUCAAUAAGGCAAAGCAAUAUUAGAACACUUAGUUUCUCAAAAGCUUACUCUGCUUAUAAAGCAGUCUGUGUACAGAGCCUCAAUUUACAGAAUUAAUACAGUUCUGUAAGUAUUUUCAGUAAUUUUUCUAGUACCAAUUUUUUUUUUAUGCAGAAUUACUGCAGAGGGUACAAGCCUGGUGAGGAACCUUAUCAGUGUAGCCAUAGGCUACCAACUCAUAACAAUUUGGAAGCAAAAAUUGGUUAUCAGGAUUUUGAAUGGAACUGACUUAAUUCCAAUGCACAGCAGUUUGUAGGACACUGGUGUCUUAAUAAUAGGAUAUUUUUGUUAAAAAAAAAAACCCAACAACAUUUUUCAAGCUUUAUGAAAAUCAAGAUACUGAUCCAUUGCAACAAACAUUCAUAAUGGAAUAAAACAAUGAAAAAUAAAGCACUUCCAGGUAAUCUAGAAAGAAUAAUGAAUAAGUAAGUUUAUAUUCGUGGACAUAACCCAGAUCAUCAACAAGACAGUUAGUUACAUUUAUUUUCUUUAAAAGUAAAAAUGGUUCCAGUCAGUCUUGGAACAGAGUCCUGCAAACACUCAAGUUCAGAGCAUAAUUUUGCCAGUGUGGCAAUAGUUGGAUAAAACAUAACCUUGGUUUAAUUGCUAUUGAUCUUAGGGAAGAUUUACAGCAGAUUUCUGGUAUAUCUAAACCUAAGUAAUAACUAAUUCCUAGAACAGAGGCUGUGAUUAAGUUGUUUAACAGUCUCCAUGGGGUUUUCUUUUUUUUCUGCAAGAACACUGCAUUAUUUUUCCAUGUAUUUCCUGUAAAGAGUACUCUCAGAAGUAAAGGGAGGGUGGUAGCAACAUCUGCUUUUCAUUUUACAUACAUAUGUAGGGACAAGCUAUAUGGGAUACUUUUUGCCAGGUGGUUUUAUUAAUAUAUUUGAAGCUCUAAUAUUAAAAAAAAACCAACAAAAAAAAAAAGAGUAUUUUCUUCUCUGACCAUGUACUUAUGUUAGUUUAGCCAACUCACAGCUAAAAUUACUCCGAAGUGCUUUUCUUUGAACACUUUCAAAGAGUAAAAUACAAACAAGAACAUUCUUUAUUUUGUGACUAUUUACAUGUAUGCACCAUGUUAGUUUCAGCUUGCAUGUUCUUGAAAAAACGUGAGCAAGUUCUAAUAUUUUUAAGCAUUUUGAAGCCUGUCAUUUGGCAGGUCCCUAGAGGAGGUGAAACAUUCGACAUAAUGAAAGGGAAAGCUGUUUUUCAAUUGAGAGAGAAACUUGGUUCUGCAAAGUAUGGGAUAUUCUCAUGAUAGAAGGACUAUUUUUAGCCAGAGCCCCUGUUAGCAAUUCUGUUGAACUGAACAGUGAAAUGCUCCCUGCUAGGUUUUGCAGCAUAAUGA